ACCCUGCGAACGACCUCUGAGUUUCCAUGCUGCUGCCUUUUUGUGUUCUCGUGGGUGAAUGUUUCUGGCAGCUCAAUAAUCAGGUUACCAUGGGAUUACUCUAUAAUCUUUGGCUUGCCAAGACCUGCUCUCACAGCCACGGGGCAAAUGGAGAUCAUUCGGUCUAAAACAAUUAAGCUGAGUUUGAUGAUGAAUGAAUACAGCACUGUUAGGAAUAUUCAAGAUCCUGAAAAACCCAAAGCACCGGCUAAAAAGGCAGCAAAGCGUAAAGCAGGGGAGACAUCCACAGGUGAAGAGGAGAAGGAAAAUCAAGGUGUUGGGAAUGAUACUCCACCCAAAACUGGAAGAAUGGUUGAUCCAGACAAACCCAAAGCACCAGCCAAAAAGGCAGCAAAGCGUAAAGCAGACAAACCUGAAGUGCCGACCAAAAAGGCAGCAAAGCCUAAAACAGGCAAACCCAAAACACUGACCAAAAAUACAACAACGCCUAAAACAGGUGUGACUCAGCAUGACAAGCCUAGUAAAAAGUGUGUAAAAGGCUACAUCCACAAUGUAUCUAAAAUAAUGCUUUCGGCCAAAAAAAACAAAUACUUCACAGCUCUGUUCCAAAAGGCAAAAACCUGUUCCAAACUUUUGGUUUUCAAAGAGGAGCAUCAUCAAGAGUAUGUUGCAGCUGAGAAAAAUCGAAUUCCAGUAAAACUGGAAAACAUCGAGUAUGAGCACCAGCGUACAGGUGAAACAGACAUUAAGGCUGGGUGGGAUUCCAAGCUUUCCUCCUUGAAAAAAUUACCUUUUUCAUUUGAUGCCACCAAGAAACAAGAAACCAACGCUGAACACAAGAAAAUUCGAGACAUUCUUAAAAACCCCAUCAUCAAUCAACGAGUUCAUGUAGCAGUAAAGAUAAUGAAAAUACAGAAGAAAGGAAAAGAAGUAACAAGGGCAAACCAAACACUUCCCAAGACUGUGUACACAGUCUCGGAUAAAAGUGGCGACUUGGACCUUACUGUUUGGAGAAAAAGGAAGAAUUUGUCCGUUGGCAAGUGGUACCACCUGAGUAACGUGUCUGUCAGGGAAUUCUGUGGAAAAGCCACGCUGACCACUACCCCACAGACAAUAAUUAAAGAAGUAGCAGAAGCCAAAGCUGCUGGGAGUUUUACAGAUCCUGGAAACAAAGGUGUCAAAGAGGUUCAAACCUAUGCUGGAGGAGAGCAGGCAAAGAAAAGAAAGGUGGCAUCGACAAAUGAAACAACAGCAGGUUUGGCUGUUAAUAUCAAUGUAAGUGGCGGCAGCACUGUAAAUGUUCCUCUAAUAAACGAAACAGAAGCAAGAAGCAUGACUUUAACUGCAAAUAUGAACAGCAGCAACAAAUGAGGACUGAUGACCAACAGUACGUACUGAAAGAUAAGCUGGAGAAGCUGAAGACAUUUUAGAUGAGUCCAAUAUUUAGAUGAAAUACAUUUCAUUAUACAGGGUUCGUACGGGUGCUUAAAAUCCUGAAAAAUGCUUGAAUUUUAACGUUCGGUUUUCCAGGCCUGAAAAGUGCUGGAAUUUUGGAGAAAGUGCUUGAAAAUGCUUGAAAUUCUAAUUACAUUUACUUUACAAUGAAGUAUCGCUGAAUCACAGUUUUGAGAUAUCACUGUUAAUUUUCCACAAUGAAAGGUGCUGGAAAAACUUGAAAAUGGGCCUUAAAAUUUGUAUGAACCCUGAUUAUCAAAAGGCAUGUAAUUUAAUAAUUGCUGUUGUUUUUUGUUUUUGAUUUACUUUUUUUGACUUUUGCUUAUAAAAAAAACCUUCUAUUAUUUGUUUUAUGGGUGUUGGGAAUCUAAGGGGUUACACAUUUGCAUGCAGAGGUGUCAUGUAAGGAAGUACAAUUUCUUUAUUACGUUCCUUUAUUUUCUGAACUUUCUACUUCUUACAAUUUAGAAAUAGCCUUGAUACUCCUAUUUCAUUUCAGAUGUUUUUUGACUAAUCUCUUCAUCCAGAUCCAGAGUGAAUUACUGCUAGUGAUUGCUUUUACUUUUACACUUGAAGUAGUUUUAAAUCCAGUACUUUUACACUUUUACUUAAUGAAUAAAAAGCUUAAGUUGAUACUUCAACUUACUACCUACAGAGUAAUAGAUGCAAAUAUUUUUCACACCUUUGAUGGUAUAAAAGUGUUUAAAUUCAUGUUUUUAAAUGGGAGUUUGGUUUUGGUGGUGGAGGGUUUGGAGGGUUUAAUUAGUAUUUUUAUGUAUACAAAAUGCAUUAUGUUCGUACUCAUCCUUCUGGAAAGUGGCUGUAAUGUUUAUUUGGUCCUUCUCACAUGAAAAUAUCAUGUAAAAUGAACAUUUUUAUCCAAGACACAAUAAAAAAUAUUUUGCCCAAAUGUGAAA
Messenger RNA from Astyanax mexicanus (Mexican tetra), 2372 nucleotides. RefSeq lists its product as uncharacterized. Lineage: Eukaryota; Metazoa; Chordata; Actinopteri; Characiformes; Acestrorhamphidae. The record is from RefSeq and is a predicted model, not a curated record. The transcript has 14 exons. The coding region runs from base 148 to 1371 and encodes 407 amino acids.